Ziziphus jujuba (common jujube) is the source of this 2523-nucleotide messenger RNA. Its product is annotated as alcohol dehydrogenase-like 2. Lineage: Eukaryota; Viridiplantae; Streptophyta; Magnoliopsida; Rosales; Rhamnaceae. Gene Ontology annotation, molecular function: zinc ion binding; double-stranded DNA binding; S-(hydroxymethyl)glutathione dehydrogenase [NAD(P)+] activity. The record is from RefSeq and is a predicted model, not a curated record. Bases 161 to 1327 code for a protein of 388 amino acids. Gene Ontology annotation, biological process: formaldehyde catabolic process; DNA topological change. The transcript has 10 exons. Gene Ontology annotation, cellular component: cytosol.
UAAUAUAUAUAUAUAUAUAUUACUAAUUUUGUCCUACAUAUAACACGUUGUGUCCAUUUGAAGAGUUGUGGGAUCAAGAACACGGAGUCAAAGCAAGCAAACAAAUAUUCUUGAAACGCUGCAAGAAAAAUUUGAUCCGAGAUAUUUAUCGGUUUUAUUAAUGGAGAUCGGAAGAACCAGCUCGGAAACUGCAGGAAAAGUUAUAAGAUGCAAAGCUGCAAUUUGCAGAAAUCCUGGAGACCCACUAGUUAUAGAGGAAAUACAAGUAGACCCACCUAAAGCUUGGGAGGUCCGGAUCAAAAUCAUCUGCACAUCUCUCUGUCACACAGAUGUUACCUUCUGGAAAUUGAAUACGGGACCCAUUGCAGUUUUUCCAAGGAUUUUCGGUCAUGAAGCUGUUGGUGUGGUUGAAAGUGUUGGAAAGCAUGUGGAAGAAGUAGAAGAAGGAGACAAAGUGGUGCCGGUGUUUUUACCCAAUUGUAAAGAAUGCAGAGAUUGCCAAUCCACGAAGAGCAAUGCUUGCUCUGUAUUUAACAAGAAGUUAGCCAUCGAUAUGCCUAGAGACGGAACCAGCAGAUUCAGGGACAUGAAUGGGGAAGUUCUGCACCAUUUUCUCUACGUCUCGAGCUUCUCGGAGUUUACUGUGGUGGAUGUUGCCCAUGUGGUGAGGAUUAGCCCACAAGUCCCUGUUGAUAAGGCCUGCUUGCUCAGUUGUGGCAUAUCCACAGGGAUUGGAGCAGCUUGGAAGGUAGCAGAGGUGGAAGAAGGAUCCACCGUCGCUAUCUUUGGACUCGGCUCUGUUGGACUCGCGGUUGCAGAGGGAGCGAAGUUACGUGGAGCUUCAAAGAUCAUUGGGAUCGAUUUAAAUCCUGAAAAGUUUGAGAUUGCAAAAGAAUUUGGAGUGACUGAUUUUGUUAACCCUGCCACCAUCGGUGAAAAGCCAGUUAGCGAGACGAUAAGGGAUUUAACUGAUGGAGGGGCUGACUAUUGCUUUGAGUGCAUUGGCUUGGCAUCCUUAAUGCAAGAGGCUUUUAAUUCUUGCCGAGAGGGGUGGGGCAAGACGGUGAUACUAGGAGUGGAGAUGCUUGGAACGCCGCUAACUUUGAAGUCAUUCGACAUUCUAAGAGGCAGAACUGUGACUGGCUCGUUGUUUGGAGGUCUCAAACCAAAAACUGAUAUUCCUCUCCUCGUCACCAAAUACCUAAACAAGGAACUUAAUUUGGAUAGCUUCAUAUCACAUAAGGUGAGCUUCAAAGAAAUCAACAAAGCUUUCGAUUUACUCCUUCAAGGAAAGAGCCUCCGUUGUAUCAUAUGGAUGGAUGAGUAGCUUGCUUGAUUAAUCGUUAACCUUUUUCAUUUUUAUUGUAUGGUUAAUGCAAAUUCAUCAUAAUUCAAUGAAUUUGUUUACGUUGCAAGUGGACAUCCCAUAGAUGUUUGUUACAUUGCUUUUCGAAGCAGACAUUAAAUGUUUCAUAAGGAAAAAAAAAAGAAAAAAAAGAAAGAAGGUUCUAUUUGCACCAUCCAUCAAGAAAUAGAAUAACAAAAUCCAUUAAAAGUUUUUUCUCCAAAAGAGGCUAUUGGAUUCAUUUGCUAUUUCUAAAUUCUGAUUAUGAAUUAUUGUUGAUGCAAUUUGUAUAAGGUAAUUAACAAGUUUUUGCUAAAUGAAGGUUGAAUGUGAUUUAAAUUUCAAAAAAAGAAAAUCAUCUUUCAAAUUUUUGAUACACAUAUUUAGUUUAUAUAGACUCAAGAAAAUAAAGAAAAAUCGAAAAAAAUCGAAAAAAAUUUGUCUUUUAUAGACUCAAGAAAAUAAAAAAAGAGAAAAAAAAAUUGUCUUUUAAUUUUAUUAUUAAAAAGUCUUUAUGGGGCAAGCCCAAUGGUUAAAAUUAAUCGGGCAAUGACCAAAUCCCCGCCCCCCGACAUGAAAAAUAGUUAUGAAUGUAAAUAAAAAAAGGAUAUUAAGAAAAUUUGUUCAAAAAAUAAAAAUAAAAUUUUGUUUUUUAUUACGAAAGAAAAAUCAAAUUUACACUAGUGUAAUUAGCCAAAGGCCCAAUCAAAUUGUCAGGCCCAAAUAAGGUAUUGAUGGGCUGUCCUGCACUGAUUCCACGCUCGCUCGACCGUUGGAUAACUUCAUAUCAAUGUGUGGAAGCACCCAGUGGCUUCCUCUAAAGUCAACAUUCCCAGCUCUCCGAAUUAACUUGAAACUAGAAAAGGACACGUGGCUCAUCAUGGAUGGGUGGACUUGGGUCCUCCGUAUCAAUCUCAUAUAUAUAUAUAUAUAUAAUAUAUUUUUUUUACCAUACUUGACCACCACAGUAACUAAGUAAAAGAAUCCUCCUUUAACCAUGACCUAACACAAACCAUUGCCUCUCUCUCUCUCUUCCUGCCCUGUUUCUGCUUUGGCCGCCUAACCCAAAAAAAGAAAAAGAAAAAAAAAGAAGAAGAUAAAAGACAAAACGAAAAAAAGCUGACCAGAUCGCGGUGCUCAUCAAAUGGCGGAAGCCCAAGGCGACAAAACCCUAACCC